Molecule: messenger RNA, 759 nt
Organism: Didymosphaeria variabile
Lineage: Eukaryota; Fungi; Ascomycota; Dothideomycetes; Pleosporales; Didymosphaeriaceae
Exons: 1
Coding region: 1-759 (252 amino acids)
Biological process (GO): glucan catabolic process
Molecular function (GO): hydrolase activity, hydrolyzing O-glycosyl compounds
Source: RefSeq, a predicted model, not a curated record
AUGGAGCGUAUGGUACCCUCCAGCUUGACUGGCGCGUUUGGUGCCGACUAUCUCAAGAAUUAUACGGCAACCAUUGACUUCAUUACGAAUGCAGGCGCAUACGCAGUCCUCGACCCCCACAACUACGGCCGUUAUAAAAGCAACAUAAUCAACAGCACCUCUGACUUUCAAUCGUUCUGGAAGAACUUUGCUGGCCAGUUCAAGGGCAAUACUAAGGCUAUUUUCGACACUAACAACGAGUACAACACGAUGGAUCAAACGCUCGUCCUGGACCUGAACCAGGCUGCUAUCAAUGGUAUCCGCGCGGCUGGUGCGACAAGCCAAUACAUCUUUGUCGAGGGAAAUCAAUGGAGUGGCGCCCACUCAUGGACAUCCGUAAACACCAAUAUGGUCUCCCUCACCGACCCUCAAGACAAGAUUGUUUAUGAGAUGCACCAGUAUUUCAACGAGGACAGCUCCAGCAGCGACACUUGUGUCUCCGGCACCAUCGGAGCUGAGCGACUUGCCUCAGCCACUGCCUGGCUAAGACAGAACAAGAAGGUCGCUUGGCUGGGCGAAUUCUCGGGCUAUCCGAACUCAGUUUGUCUACAAGCUGUUACCACAAUGCUGGACUAUAUGCAGGAGAAUAGCGAUGUCUGGCUCGGCGGUGCUUGGUGGGCAGCUGGUCCUUGGUGGGGAACCUCGGAGUACUCUUUUGAACCUCCGGAUGGCCCUGCAUACAAGUACUUCGGUGCUACUUUGAGGAAAUACAUACCCUAA